Perkinsus marinus ATCC 50983 is the source of this 439-nucleotide messenger RNA. Its product is annotated as Cathepsin S precursor, putative. The record is from RefSeq and is a predicted model, not a curated record. The transcript has 4 exons. Gene Ontology annotation, molecular function: cysteine-type endopeptidase activity. Gene Ontology annotation, cellular component: lysosome. The annotation marks the transcript as partial. NCBI's taxonomy places the organism in Eukaryota, Perkinsozoa, Perkinsida, Perkinsidae.
GAGCGAUGGAGGGCGCAUUCCAGAUCAAGACCGGUCAUCUGCCUAAAUUUUCAGUUCAGCAGAUUGUAGACUGUUCUACCCGGUUAGGGAAUUACGGAUGCGAUGGCGGUUCGUAUAGCGCCACGGCAACUUAUGUGAAUCUCAAUGGGCUCGUGUCGGAUAAGGACUAUCCCUAUGCUAAUAAGGAACAGGCUUGCAACAGUGUGGUUCACGACUAUGACAAAGCAUGCCUCGAGGUAUCAACUAGGAGAAGGGUUGAUGACACACAGCUAGAUAUCCUUAUCCAGGAGCUACAAUUUGGCCCCAUUGCUAUCCAAAUAUUCACCGAUACUCCAGCGUUCGACAACUACCGAAGUGGAAUUCUAGAUAUUCCGAAUUGUAACGGUGAACCAGAUCAUGGCAUGCUGCUUGUUGGAUACGGUGUCGAUGGAGGGAAACC